CAACUUCGCAAGCUUCUACCUGGGCCGCUGCACGACAUGUUUGCUCCGCGCUGAGCGUGGAGGAGGAGAUAAAUCCGGACUUGUCUUCACCCAGAAGAGGCUGGUGGCUCCGAUUUCGGUGGGGCGGAGAUUCCGUUCUGGGUUUCUGAACAGUCGUGUUCCCGUUUCUCAAGACUUAAAAAAACAACUGCUCAACAAACCCCAGCAUGGAUUCGACUCCCAUUGUGUCCUCCUUGAGUAAUCAAGUGAAUCCUUCUACGCUAAAGCCAAUGAAGAAUUUUUAUUUGGGCGAGCCACUAGCGCUGGGGAUCACACAGAUCCUUAUAGGAAUUAUUGGAAUUGCCUUUGGGAUUAUGAUGGACAUAGCAAUUCCAGAUGCAUACCACUCAUAUUACUUACUGAUCAAGACACCAUAUUGGACUGGAAUCUUGUAUAUAAUUUCAGGAUCUGUGUCUGUGAAAGCCUCCAAGACACCCAAGAUGCCAUGGGUGAAAGGCAUGCUGGGAAUGAACGUGGUGAGCACCGUGGCGGCUGCUGUUGGGAUCGUGAUCGCCUCUCUUUCAUUUGACGUGUAUUAUGGACCAGAGGGGCCAAUCAUAACUGCAAUAGAGAGUGUCGUCUUCAUUUUCACCAUCGUAGAGUUCGGCAUCUCCAUCUCCACCGCUGCGUUUGGCUGCAAGACUGUUUGUCGGGAUACCUAUGCUGAAACGAUUGUGGUAGUUUAUCAGAACAUGACUCCGGAUAAUGCUGUUAGCCAGCCAGCUGCUUGCAAGGAUCCUGAGACCGCCUGA
This is a messenger RNA of Elgaria multicarinata webbii, 791 nucleotides long. RefSeq names its product membrane-spanning 4-domains subfamily A member 15-like. The coding region runs from base 207 to 791 and encodes 194 amino acids. Gene Ontology annotation, cellular component: membrane. The record is from RefSeq and is a predicted model, not a curated record. The transcript is spliced from 7 exons. NCBI's taxonomy places the organism in Eukaryota, Metazoa, Chordata, Lepidosauria, Squamata, Anguidae.